Sesamum indicum (sesame) is the source of this 1426-nucleotide messenger RNA. RefSeq names its product caffeic acid 3-O-methyltransferase 2. Gene Ontology annotation, molecular function: protein dimerization activity; O-methyltransferase activity. The record is from RefSeq and is a predicted model, not a curated record. Lineage: Eukaryota; Viridiplantae; Streptophyta; Magnoliopsida; Lamiales; Pedaliaceae.
UUAUUGCUUGACUAGUUGGGGAUCUGUUGCUACCUCACCCCCACCCCCACCCAGAAGGGUUGGUGAGCCCCAAAGCGCCAUUUAUACCCACUCCUCCUCCACUUCUCCACCACACCAAACCAAAAACAAACACAAACCUUCACAUUAUUUCAUUCUGAAUUUCAAUAUGGGCUCAACAACCCAAAUUCCUGAAACUUCAACAAUCGAUUCUUCAGAAGAAGAGUCGUGUUUGUUCGCCAUGCAGCUGGCUAGUUUUUCCGUGCUGCCUAUGGUUCUCAAAUCCGCCAUAGAACUCGACCUGCUCGAGCUCAUCAAGAAAGCUGGCCCCGGCGCCUUUGUUUCGCCUGCGGAACUCGCCGCCCAGCUCCCCACCUCCAACCCUGAGGCCCAUGUCAUGCUCGACAGAAUCCUCCGCCUUCUCGCAAGCUACUCCGUUGUAAAUUGCAGCCUGAAAAAGCUGCCCGACGGCGGUGUUGAACGGCUGUAUGGUUUGGCGCCGGUUUGCAAGUUCCUGACGAAGAACGAUGACGGAGUUUCUAUGGCUCCUUUGUUGCUCAUGAACCAGGAUAAGAUCCUCAUGGAGAGCUGGUACCACCUUAAAGAUGCUGUUCUUGAUGGAGGAAUUCCGUUCAACAAGGCAUAUGGUAUGACUGCAUUCGAUUACCAUGGGACGGACCCAAGAUUCAACAAAGUGUUCAACCAAGGAAUGUCUAACCAUUCCACCAUUAUCAUGAAGAAGAUUCUUGAAACAUACAAUGGGUUUCAAGGUUUGAAAACAGUGGUGGAUGUUGGUGGAGGAACAGGGGCCACGCUUAGUAUGAUCGUCUCCAAGUAUCCUUCAAUUAAGGGCAUUAAUUUUGAUUUGUCCCAUGUUAUUGAAGAUGCUCCAUCUUAUCCAGGAGUGGAGCAUGUCGGUGGCGACAUGUUUGUGAGCGUGCCUAAAGGAGAUGCCAUUUUCAUGAAGUGGAUAUGUCAUGAUUGGAGUGAUGAACACUGCCUGAAAUUCUUGAAGAACUGCUACGAAGCACUUCCAGAGAAUGGAAAGGUAAUAUUGGUUGAGUGCAUUCUGCCAGAGGCACCCGACACAGGGCUGGCCACUAAGAAUGUGGUCCAUAUAGAUGUGAUAAUGUUGGCCCACAACCCGGGUGGCAAGGAACGGACAGAAAAGGAAUUUCAGACCCUGGCUCAAGGGGCUGGAUUUAAAGGGUUCGACAAAGUUUGCUGUGCUCACAAUUCUUGGAUCAUGGAAUUGCGUAAAUGAAUCUCAAACCCCCACAUAAUUUCUUGAUUCUUGAGUGUGUUCGUGGGUUCCUCCUCUAUUAGAGAGAGAGAGAGAGAGAAGAAACUGGGAUUAAUAUUGUCUUCUUGUAUAAAUAAGUUUGUUUCCCACUUGUUACUUAAUAAAGGUUUUUUCCGUUUGAUUUAA